AUGCCAGACGCUCGGGACGAUGGCGACAACGAUCCAGCACAACCCUUGCUCACCUCCAGCUGUCAUGGGGAACAAAUCCCACCAAGGCAGGCAUUAUCGCCACAGGAAGCCAACCCCGACACGGAGGCGGCGAGAGAAGUUCUCCGGAAAAUCGACCGAACUAUUAUUCCUCUCUUGUUCAUAACCUAUAUGCUCAGUUUUAUGGAUAAGAUCAUUCUCUCUAGUGCUGCUGUUUUUGGACUUCGUGAGGACAACAAGCUCGAAGGACAGCAGUACAGCUGGGUCGGGAGCGUGUUUUACAUGGGAUAUCUCCAGUGGACGUAUCCUACUAAUCUACUUGUGACGCGUCUUCCUGCUGGAAAGUAUCUGUCUGCCAACACCCUAUUCUGGGGGUCCGUCGUCACUCUUACUGCUGCAUGUAACAGCUUUGGGGGACUCUUGACGGUGCGAUUCUUGCUCGGAGCUGCAGAGGCCACCAUCACACCAGGCUUCAUGUUUCUCACUUCAACCUGGUACACUCGCGAUGAGAUGCCAACUCGCGUGGGGAUUUGGUUCGCAGGGAACUCUGUUGGUGGCUUGGUCGCAAGUCUUCUCGCUUUUGGGGUUGGACACAUCGAUAACACCGCUAUUCGACCUUGGAGAUGGAUGUACAUCAUCUUGGGCAGUGCAACCUUGCUCUGGGCGAUUCCCAUGUUCAUCCUCCUACCAGACAACAUCUCAAAGGCCAAGUUCCUCACACCGAAAGAGAGGCAAGUCGCUGCCCAACGAAUAGCAUCUGCCGGGACUGGGACAACCGAAAACACGCACUGGAAACAGGAUCAAUUUCACGAAUGUUUGGCUGAUCCCAAGACUUGGUUCAUUGUCGGAAUCGAGUUGCUCACCCAAAUCCCCAACGGCGGCUCCCAAAGCUUCGCCAACAUUGUUGUGGCGUCGUUCGGGUUCACCAAUCUGCAGUCCACACUCAUUAAUAUCCCCUACUCUCUUUUGUCGGCUGGCAUUAUCUCUGGAAGCGGGUAUCUCGCCGGCCAUUUUCGAACCUGGAACUGCAUCCUGAUUAUCGGCGUUAUUCUGCCAUGUGUCUUUGGAAGCGCCCUCAUCUACAACCGGAGCCAUUUACCUCACGGUCUGCACCUCUUUGCUUAUUUUCUCCUAUCAAGUGGCUCCGCAGCUAUGCCUCUGAACAUGGCCCUAGUCCAGUCCAACUACCGUGGCGUCACGAAGAAAUCGACCAUUACAGUAAUGCUCUUUAUCGCCUACUGUAUCGGGAACAUGGUAGGGCCACAUUUCUUUCGCGAAUCUGAAGAUCCGCUCUACGAGACUGCCUUCAAGGCCAUCAUAGUCUGUUAUAGUUUGGCUAUCAUCUGUGCUGUAGCCCUAAGAGUUUAUCUCGGUCGGCUCAACGCAAAGAGAACGCGGGAAGAAGGAAUUCUAGGCAGUGCGGGAUCUGGCGGCGUUUCGAGGGGUGUUGGUGAUGCGCCUGAAGACAUCACAGAUUGGCAGGCAGUUGGCUUCAGAUAUCGACUUUAG
Messenger RNA from Fusarium vanettenii 77-13-4, 1527 nucleotides. RefSeq lists its product as uncharacterized. NCBI's taxonomy places the organism in Eukaryota, Fungi, Ascomycota, Sordariomycetes, Hypocreales, Nectriaceae. Gene Ontology annotation, biological process: dipeptide transport; allantoate transport; transmembrane transport. The coding region runs from base 1 to 1527 and encodes 508 amino acids. The transcript is spliced from 2 exons. The record is from RefSeq and is a predicted model, not a curated record. Gene Ontology annotation, molecular function: dipeptide transmembrane transporter activity; allantoate transmembrane transporter activity. Gene Ontology annotation, cellular component: plasma membrane.